CCUGUCAUCCUGAACACAGUGAUGACCAUCACGGCAGCCAUGACGGCGAAACCCAAAGACGAGGCAGCAGAGGAGGAGAAGACUGAGGUCGGCAACCUGUGGUCCACCAUGAACAUCUACGCCUGCAACUACUGGUUCCUGGGAGUGGACUCUGCCAGCGAGGUGACGGAGAGAUUCAGUGACCAGGACGGCCGUAACUUUGGGGAGAGUUUCGAGGUGGACGUGAAGGUCAUUCAGGUGACCCUGGAGUCUGGUCUGGGCCACAGGACGGUCCCUCUGCUGCUGGCUGAGAGCUCUCUGUCUGGGACGGCCAAGAACUGGUCCUCCCUCCUCCACCUCUGCUCUGACAUGACCCUGGAGGUGAACUACUUCAAUGAGACCCAUGCUGUCUGGGAACCGCUGAUAGAGAGAGUGGAGGACGGCAAACGCAGGUGGAACCUCAAGCUAGAGAUGAAGAACAACCCCGUGCAGGAUAAGAGCCCUGUUCCCGGGGAUGACUUCGUGGUUCUCCCCGAGCCACGCACCGCCAUCAACAUCUGUUCCAAAGACACCAUGAACAUUACCGUCUCUAAGUGCUGCCUCAAUGUAUUAACCAACCUGGCCAAGGCAUUCUCUGAGGGCACAGCCUCUACCUUUGACCACAGUCUGAAGGAGAAGGCCCCCUUCACCAUCCGCUACCUGCGCUGGGCAUCCACUCUCACCUGCAGCACAGUCCAACCUCGGGCCACUGGCCUCCCUGGGCAGGGCAAGCUCCACUAG
This is a messenger RNA of Oncorhynchus masou masou (cherry salmon), 759 nucleotides long. RefSeq names its product intermembrane lipid transfer protein VPS13C-like. Gene Ontology annotation, biological process: mitochondrion organization; protein targeting to vacuole; protein retention in Golgi apparatus. Gene Ontology annotation, cellular component: extrinsic component of membrane. The transcript is spliced from 5 exons. The coding region runs from base 22 to 759 and encodes 245 amino acids. NCBI's taxonomy places the organism in Eukaryota, Metazoa, Chordata, Actinopteri, Salmoniformes, Salmonidae. The record is from RefSeq and is a predicted model, not a curated record.